CUCUGCACCCCUUUCUGACGGAAACGAUGGAUCUGAACUUCUCUGUGUCCGCUCACCCCGGCGACGGCCUGCUGCCAGGGGAGAGAGGCUCGUCCAAGCGAGUCCUGACAGGAUGUUUCCUCUUCCUCCUCAUCCUCACCACGUUGCUCGGCAACACGCUGGUGUGUGCCGCCGUCACCAAGUUUCGCCACCUGCGCUCCAAGGUCACCAACUUCUUUGUGAUCUCGUUGGCAAUCUCUGACCUCCUAGUCGCCAUCUUGGUGAUGCCGUGGAAGGCCGCCACAGAGAUCGUGGGCUUCUGGCCGUUCGGCGCCUUCUGCAACGUGUGGGUGGCGUGCGACAUCAUGUGCUCCACGGCGUCCAUCUUGAACCUGUGCGUGAUCAGUGUGGACCGCUACUGGGCCAUCUCCUCGCCUUUCCGCUACGAGCGGAAGAUGACACAGCGAGUGGCCUUCGUGAUGAUCAGCGUGGCUUGGACACUGUCGGUCCUCAUCUCCUUCAUCCCCGUCCAGCUCAACUGGCACAAGGCCCAGACGCUGGCCGAGCUCAAUGCCACGUACGGCGGAGAUCCGCCCCCUGAUAACUGCGACUCAAGCCUGAACCGCACCUACGCCAUCUCCUCCUCGCUCAUCUCCUUCUACAUCCCCGUCGCCAUCAUGAUCGUCACCUACACACGCAUCUACCGCAUCGCCCAGAAGCAGAUCCGCCGGAUCUCGGCCCUGGAGCGUGCUGCUGCUAGCGCCAAGAGCCGCCACUGCAGCAUGGGCGCCAACGCCGCCAUGGAGACGGAGAGCUCCUUCAAGAUGUCCUUCAAGCGGGAGACCAAGGUCCUGAAGACCCUGUCGGUCAUCAUGGGUGUGUUUGUGUGCUGCUGGCUGCCGUUCUUCAUCCUCAACUGCAUGGUUCCGUUCUGCGACCACCCCAAUCCGUCUGGGGGCCGGUCCGACUUCCCCUGUGUCAGCUCCACCACCUUCGACGUGUUCGUGUGGUUCGGCUGGGCCAAUUCCUCGCUCAACCCCAUCAUCUACGCCUUCAAUGCCGACUUCCGACGCGCCUUCUCCAUCCUGCUGGGCUGCCAUCGCCUGUGCCCCGGCAGCAACGCCAUCGAGAUCCUCAGCGCCAACAACAACGGUGCCAACAACAUCGGCCCCGGCCACGCCUCGCUCACACACUCCAACUCCCAGUGCCAGGCUCGGGGCCUCACGCCCAGGGAGGGGGGAGAGGGGGCAGCCUACGUCAUCCCCCACCGCGUGCCCUGUCCGGACGAGGAACUGGGGGGGAGGAGGAGGGCGGGGGAGGAGGAGGAGGAGGAGCUGGGCGGGAGGAGGGAGGGUGAGGAGGGGGGGGAGGGCGUUGUGGCAUCCCCCGCCGCAUCUGGGGCGCUGGACAGUGACGCCGACGUUUCUCUGGACAAGAUCCACCCCAUCACCCAGAAUGGCCAGCACAAAGCUGUCACCUGCUGAGUCUCUGGAGUGACAGACAGACAGACGGGGAGGUAGA
Osmerus eperlanus (European smelt) is the source of this 1500-nucleotide messenger RNA. It is a transcript of the gene drd1b, whose product is annotated as dopamine receptor D1b. The transcript has a single exon. Gene Ontology annotation, biological process: G protein-coupled dopamine receptor signaling pathway; adenylate cyclase-activating adrenergic receptor signaling pathway. Lineage: Eukaryota; Metazoa; Chordata; Actinopteri; Osmeriformes; Osmeridae. The coding region runs from base 27 to 1463 and encodes 478 amino acids. Gene Ontology annotation, cellular component: plasma membrane. The record is from RefSeq and is a predicted model, not a curated record. Gene Ontology annotation, molecular function: G protein-coupled receptor activity; dopamine neurotransmitter receptor activity, coupled via Gs.